CUUCAUUCUAUUCAUAAAAAAAAUGUUAUACAUCGAGAUUUUCAUAGUGGAAAUAUAUUAUUAAAGUAUAGUGAUUCUAGAAAUUUAUGGAAAAUUGGGGAUUUCAAUUUAUCACAACAUACUAAUUCCACCUUAACAAGUAAUGAAAUUUAUGGAGUAAUACCUUAUAUUGCACCAGAAAUAUUUAAGGGUUCUCAAUUUUCAAAAGGAGCAGAUAUAUAUAGUAUGGGUAUGAUUAUGUGGGAGCUUACUACAGGUUGUAAACCUUUUGCUAAUGUCGAACUUAAUGCUGAUCUUGUUUAUAAAAUUCUUGAUGGAGAACGACCUCUAAUUACAGAAGAUACUCCGGAAAUUUAUGCUAAUUUAAUGAAAAGAUGCUGGAAUUCUGAUCCUAAUAAAAGGCCCCUUAUAUUUGAAAUUCUUGAAUCUGUUAGUUGGUAU
Rhizophagus irregularis DAOM 181602=DAOM 197198 is the source of this 441-nucleotide messenger RNA. The record is from RefSeq and is a predicted model, not a curated record. Lineage: Eukaryota; Fungi; Glomeromycota; Glomeromycetes; Glomerales; Glomeraceae.